Molecule: messenger RNA, 484 nt
Organism: Amyelois transitella
Lineage: Eukaryota; Metazoa; Arthropoda; Insecta; Lepidoptera; Pyralidae
Gene: mRpL55
Product: large ribosomal subunit protein mL55
Exons: 2
Coding region: 85-426 (113 amino acids)
Biological process (GO): translation
Cellular component (GO): mitochondrial large ribosomal subunit
Molecular function (GO): structural constituent of ribosome
Source: RefSeq, a predicted model, not a curated record
AUUUCGUCAAAAUAAUGAUAAUAAUUUUUUAGUUCAUUUUCAGUGUUUUCGCUUUAGCAAGUUUUUCGUAAUUUAAAUACAAAAAUGAAUGUACAAAAGUUACAUAAAUUAUCAAUUUCUAUCGUUAAUUAUUAUAGUCACCGAUAUUUGAAUAAUAAUGUUGCAUCUGUUACGAAAAUUCACAGAGAUAUAUACACCAGGCCUUAUCCAACAAAAGUGGUUUUAGCCGACGGUUCUUCUAUCAACAUUAGAUACCAUGAACCUAGGAAGAUUAUCAAGUUACCACUUGAUUUAUCACAACUAUCUGACGAAGAAAGAAAAUCAAGACUAGAGAAAAGAAAGCCAAAGAAAAAAGUUAAAAUUAUUGAUGAUAUUGAAGAUAAUUUUAAUGCAAAGAAAUAUUUGAAAUAUCUGAAGAAAAAAUGAUUUUCCUUUACUGUACCUUGUUUAGUUUAUUAUAUACUAUGACAUUAGUUUAAUAUUA